AUGUACAUAUUGGCCGCUACGGACUACUCCUCUAAAUGGGUGGAAGCUGUUCCACUCAAGGAGGUGAAAAAGGAAACUGUUAUCGAUUUUAUCAAGUCAUAUAUAAUUUUUAGGUACGGCAUACCAAGAUACAUAAUCACUAAUAAUGGAACGCCAUUUGACAACAAGCUCGUGAAGAGUCUAUGCGAGAAGUUCAGUUUCAAACAACAUAAGUUUUCAAUGUAUAAUGCACAUGCCAACGGCCUUGCUGAAGCUUUUAAUAAGAUGCUUGGUAACCUUUUGAAGAAAGUUAUUGCAAAGAACAAGAGAGACUGGCAUGAGAGAAUUGGUGAAGCUUUGUGGGCAUACUGA
Messenger RNA from Nicotiana tabacum (common tobacco), 351 nucleotides. The record is from RefSeq and is a predicted model, not a curated record. Lineage: Eukaryota; Viridiplantae; Streptophyta; Magnoliopsida; Solanales; Solanaceae.